Messenger RNA from Fopius arisanus, 7313 nucleotides. It is a transcript of the gene Mdr49, whose product is annotated as Multi drug resistance 49. Gene Ontology annotation, molecular function: ATP hydrolysis activity; ABC-type oligopeptide transporter activity; ATP binding. Gene Ontology annotation, biological process: transmembrane transport. The record is from RefSeq and is a predicted model, not a curated record. Gene Ontology annotation, cellular component: membrane. Bases 1100 to 5134 code for a protein of 1344 amino acids. The transcript is spliced from 17 exons. Lineage: Eukaryota; Metazoa; Arthropoda; Insecta; Hymenoptera; Braconidae.
GGGGCCAGUAUAAGUCGGCCUUCUGUCGGUGAGACAUCGACAAGUCAGAUGGUUAUCGUCAACCCAGUGAUUGCUGUCUUACUGGUGUAAACAUAAGGGCCUUUUCCCCUGUAGCACUGGCCAGGAGGACUCAAUCAAAAGGAGCCAUUUCAGUGGAGCAUAAUUUGGGUAUCGCUGGUAUUGUGGUUGAGGUUAGACACGAGGCUGAUAAAUCAGAAAUAACUGAUUUCCUGAUUUCCUUGAGUUUUCCGGAUCUGUCCCUCGACCAUUAAUUUCCCACAUUGCUGACGGUAAAGGACUUCAUUCGGCAGAUCGUAUCAUAUAAUCGAUAUCGUUGGGCAACUCCCGUUGGAACAAAAAAGAGAUCUUGCGAGCUAAUUUGUGCAUGGCUACCGUAAUUGUUGGCUAGGUGGCCAACGAAAUUUCCGAGGGGCAGACGCAAUCCAGCAGUUUGUAUCCGAUGAGUGCUAGAUUGACAGGAGGUCAUAUGGUGAAGCAGAGGCGGUUUAUCGGCAACACAAACAACAAAAUGAUAAAUAUCAGAGAAAAGUCAUUACGUAAAAUUUAAGUAUUCGGAAGAAAUAUUUGAUAGUUCAAUGAAAGAAGGAUUUUUCGCGAAGACGCUCAAUAAAGCUGAAAAGGAUCUGUCCAUUGAAAAAGGUUGGAGAAAGUGCUUAAUGGACGCAAUGAAUUGAUCUUUUAUUGUGAUUGAAACGUGAUUGAUGUUUUCAUUUACCAAACGCCCUCUUUAUUAUAACAGAAGAUUCUUUUUUAGGUACAUGAGACUGGAUUAUUGGAAAAUUGAGUAUAAAUAUCAAUUUAUGAGGUUAAUGGAAAACCAAAGGCAUUAUCGUGAUAUAUUAUUGUAAAUAUAUUGUCUACAUAUUCGUGAACAACGGAUUGUGGCAAUUAGCCAGAAAUAAAAGGUGCAUAGUCAAUUAUUCAAUGGGAGAUGAAUAGUUAUUGGAUUAUUUAAAGAAUUGAAACCUAUUGGAUGGUGGGUUCAGUCGGAGCACAAUACUAUUUUUAUUGUUUUCAAUUGAUCUUGUGCCGUCGUGGCAGUGUUUCAUCAUAAUGAGUUGUUAACUGAGAAUGCGCGAUGACGCAGCGGAUGUAUCAGUGGUCAACGAGCCCUCGCGAGGCCGCACCUCAGGGUAUCCAAAUGGAGCCCCCGAGAAUAAACUCCAAUCACCGAGGAAAAAUCCUCUCGAGGUACACAGAGCAAGACAAGGAGAAGGAUGAAUGGGAAGCCGAUUACAUGCUAAAGGAUAAUGAAGAACCGAUUGAGUUUGUCCCACCGCAAACUAAGGAGGAGGAAAAGCCAACACCGACACCAUCUCUUCCACCCGUGCCUUAUUACAAACUCUUCCGAUUUGCGACACUCAGUGAGUUGAUGUACGUAUUUGCGGGCCUGUUCAUGGGGACCUUGACAGGCCUAUGUAUUCCAAUAUCAACGAUUCAGUAUGGUGAGUUCACAACUCUCCUCGUGGAUAGAAACACCAAGAAUAAGACUAGCACACCUACCCUCAUCAUGGCUUGGUUUGGCGGUGGAGCGGUCUUAGGACCUAAUGCAACAGUGGCAGAACAAAUGGAUGCCUUGUACGACGACUCAGUGGCAUUUGGCGUGUCAUGUGCAGCUCUAUCAACAUUGCAAUUCUUCUUCGCUAUAUUUACAGUGGACUUCCUCAAUGUAGCGGCCUUCAGACAAAUUGCCAGAGUCCGUAGGAUGUUCUUGAAAGCUGUAUUGCGACAGGAUAUGUCUUGGUACGACACCAAUACAUCAACAAACUUUGCCAGCAGGAUAACAGAAGAUUUAGACAAAAUGAAGGAGGGAAUAGCCGAGAAACUUGGAAUUUUCACGUACCUCAUGGUAUCCUUCAUAUCAUCCAUCAUUAUAUCGUUUAUAUACGGGUGGAAGCUAACUCUAGUGGUUUUGAGUUGCGCCCCAAUCAUCGUUAUUGCCACAGCAAUUGUGGCUAAAGUUCAGAGUUCCCUGACUGCCCGUGAAUUGAGUGCUUACGGUCAGGCCGGAAGCGUUGCAGAAGAGGUACUCGGAGCAAUAAGAACAGUAGUGGCAUUUGGUGGUGAAAAAGUAGAAGUUGCUAGAUACACGAAGAAACUGGAACCGGCGGAGAGCACGGGAAUCAAACGAGGCCUGUGGUCGGGUGUUGGCGGUGGUGUCAUGUGGUUUAUCAUCUACAUGAGCUAUGCUCUGGCAUUCUGGUAUGGAGUGCAAUUGAUUCUCGAGGACAAGCCCAAAGACAUUAAAGAGUAUACACCAGCAGUUCUUGUCAUUGUAUUCUUUGGGGUUCUUGCGGGUGCCCAAAACAUGGGUCUUACAUCCCCCCAUCUUGAGGCAUUCGCUGUGGCACGUGGUUCAGCAGCAGCAAUUUUCCAAGUGUUGGAUCGUGUACCCACGAUCGAUAGUCUCAGCAGUGAGGGUCUCAAGUUGAAGAGCUUUAAUGGUGACAUAGAAUUUAAGGAUAUACACUUCCGUUAUCCAGCCAGGCGGGACGUCAAAGUUCUCCAGGGAUUGAAUUUGAAGAUUAAACAUGGUGAAACUGUGGCAUUGGUCGGUGGCUCCGGCUGCGGUAAAUCUACCUGUUUGCAGCUGAUUCAGCGGCUUUACGAUCCCCUACAGGGCCAGGUACUGUUGGACGGCAUUGAGAUACCCAAAUUGAAUGUCGCAUGGAUGAGGUCACACAUUGGUCUUGUGGGUCAGGAGCCUGUUCUAUUUGACACAACUAUCCGUGAAAAUAUACGCUACGGUAACGAUAACGUUACAGAAGAAGAGAUGAUCAAAGCGGCAAAGGAAGCGAAUGCACAUGACUUCAUCAGUAAACUGCCUGAGGGUUAUGACAGUCCAGUGGGUGAGCGUGGCUCUCAAUUAUCAGGCGGUCAGAAGCAACGAAUAGCCAUAGCACGUGCUUUAGUCAGACGACCAGCGAUUCUAUUGCUUGACGAGGCAACAUCCGCUCUCGAUCUGCACAGUGAAGCUACGGUACAACGCGCCCUGGAUGCUGCAUCCAAAGGCAGAACAACGGUUAUCGUAACUCAUCGCCUGUCAACAAUCACCAAUGCAGACCGAAUUGUUUUCAUAAAAGACGGACAAGUCGCUGAAAUGGGAACCCAUGAGGAGCUUCUCGCACUGGGAAAUCAUUAUCAUGCUUUAGUAUCAGCUGAUGCCAGUGCAACGGCCAGAGCAAAGGCAACGGCAUCGGCAGUAAAAACCGUGACAGCGACAAAGCCGAAGCCGAAGCCUCCCCUCAAGAAGCAGUUCUCUACUCUGUCUAUGCACUCACACCGUCUCUCGUUGGCUGGUGGAUCGACAACAUCUGAAGAGGAGCUCGAUGAGCACGAAAAGCCAUACGAUGCACCGACGAUGAGAAUUUUUGGCCUAAACAAACCGGAGUGGCCAUAUAACGUGAUUGGUUGUCUAGCUGCUGGUGUUGUUGGUGCAUCAUUUCCAGCGUUUGCUGUACUAUUUGGUAAAGUGUAUGAAGUAUUAGGUCUACCGGAUGACGAUGAGAUUCGCGAUGAAACCGUAAACUUCUCAAUUCUUUUCAUUGUGGUGGGUAUCAUCACGGGGGUUGGUACGUUCCUACAAAUGUACAUGUUCGGUCUUGCGGGCGUUAGAAUGACCACUAGAUUGAGGAGUAUAACGUUUGCGGCGAUGUUGAAACAAGAAAUGGGCUGGUUCGAUGAGGAUUCCAACAGUGUUGGUGCAUUGUGCGCUAGAUUAUCGUCAGAUGCUGCUGCUGUUCAAGGUGCAACUGGAAGCAGAGUUGGAUCGAUUCUUCAAGCCAUGUCGACACUCGUUCUUGGUGUUGGAUUGUCAUUGUACUUCACUUGGAAGAUGACACUUGUGUCGAUUGUCUCAAUUCCCCUGGUGCUGGGGGCUGUGUUUAUGGAAGCAAGAAUAAUGGGCGGUCAGGGAAUGGAGGAGAAGAGAAAAAUGGAAUGUGCCACUAGGAUAGCUAUUGAGGCAAUAUCAAAUAUACGUACUGUUGCGAGUUUGGGGAAAGAGGGCGCCUUUCUGGAUCGCUAUUGCGUUGAACUGGCAAAGGUUGCUGCAGCAACCAGAACGCGAAACCGUUUACGUGGUUUGGUAUUCUCUUGCGGUCAGACUAUACCGUAUUUUGGAUAUGCCCUUAGUCUCUAUUACGGUGGCUAUCUUGUGGCUAGAGAGGGCCUCCCCUAUAAAGACGUGAUCACAGUAUCCGAGGCACUGAUCUUUGGAUCGUGGAUGCUUGGUCAAGCACUUGCUUUCGCUCCCAAUUUCAACACAGCAAAAAUAUCAGCAGGUAGGAUUUUCCGAUUGUUGGAUCGAGUCCCUGAAAUUAUGACACCACCGGAAUUGGAUGAUAGGGAUAAAGAUUGGAAGGCCGAUGGACUCAUACAAUUUUCCAAAGUGGAAUUUCACUAUCCGACUCGGGUUGAGAGUCAGAUUCUUCGUGGUCUCAAUUUGAUUGUUAAGCCUGGACAAAUGGUUGCAUUGGUUGGACAGAGUGGAUGCGGUAAAUCAACGUGCAUUCAGCUACUUCAACGGCUUUAUGAUCCAGUGUCGGGCACGGUUACCAUGGAUAGACGUGACAUUUCAUCGGUAUCGCUUGCUGCAUUGAGAGCCCAGCUCGGAGUUGUAGGACAAGAGCCUGUAUUGUUUGAUCGUACCAUCGCUGAAAAUAUUGCUUAUGGAGACAAUAAUCGGAUUGUCGGCACGGAGGAGAUCAUCGAAGCAGCCAAGAAGUCCAAUAUUCAUAGUUUCGUCAGCUCACUACCUCUGGGGUAUGACACAAGGCUCGGUAGCAAGGGCACUCAAUUGUCGGGUGGUCAGAAACAGCGAAUUGCUAUAGCACGUGCUCUGGUCAGAAAUCCACGUAUACUCCUUCUGGAUGAAGCAACAUCGGCUCUCGAUACACAGAGUGAGAAGGUCGUGCAAGCGGCUCUAGAUAAGGCCAUGGAGGGUAGAACUUGCAUCACUAUAGCUCAUCGUCUUGCUACCAUAAGAAACGCAGACGUGAUUUGCGUUUUUGAAAAGGGUACAGUAGCUGAGAUGGGUACACACGAUGACCUCAUUGCAGCUGAUGGUCUCUACGCUCACCUUCACGCUCUCCAGGAAGCAGCCAUGGAAUAAAUGACAAAAUUAUCGGAGUCUCGGUAUACUUUCCUUUUUAUUCCCUCCCUCUUUCUUUCUCUUCGUAAUCUGACAUAGGGGAAGGAACAAUGUCGUGGAAAAUGAAAGGUGAAAAUUCUUGUGAAAAUAGUGAUGUUCUCUCUAGAUCACGCAUUUAAAUUAUACGUGUAGUUUCGUGGACGAAAGUCAAACCGACAAAUUGAGAACAUGUUCAGGUGAAAUCACCAUUUUUCUAUCGUCUCUUUCAAUUUUAUCCUUGAUGAACGGAGGCUUUGGCACAUUUGCCAAGAUUUUCUGAUCUUUUUUAAUGUGAAAAAUAGAAGAAAUGGGAAUUUCGGUUGGAUAGGUAGUUUGGUUGACCACAGUAGACUUGGGUUCCUUAUUAAUCAUAACUAGGUAUUUCUUUGAGGUAGAAGUGUAGGUUGUGCGAGAAUUUAUUCGCAGAGAUUGGUGCUGAGAUUGAUGCUGAGAGAAUUUAUUUUCGUAUAGAAUUGUUUUGUAAGUAAAUUAUUCAGUGUUUUUCCUUCAGUUUCCGUUCCUUCAUAUUUAUGAUGGGAUAUCUUUCGGUUAGUUUUAAUUUGUUUAUCUUUUAGAUUGAGUAAAAGGUUUUUUUUUAGAGAGAAUAAUAGCAAUUGGCCUGUAUCGAUUAAACGGCAGCCGCAGACUCUCGGAGUAAAUCUCGAUGUUAUAUUAUUGCUCUAUUCAUACACAAAUAACACAGUUAGUCUCCCAUUUUGUACUAAUGAAUUGCCAUUCUUUCGGUAGAGUUAUAAUCAUUGUAUUCCAUAUUGUUUCGAUCAUUCUUAUUUUAUUCUCUCAAUUGCGAAUAUUUUCAUAAUGUAUUUUUGUCGUUGUUACGCUCAGCAGAGACUAGACAAACUUUGCCAGCAAAAAAAAAGAACACGUUCCCAUCAUUAUCGAUGGAAUAAUCUUUAACAUAAUAUUUUUUUUUCCUCGCUUAUUGCAUCCAACGAUAAUUAGAUACUCGGCCGCUCAUCACGGUAGGGUAAUGUACUUAUUCGCUGACGUAAAAAAGGACCGCAGGGGAACGCAAAAAACGCCCAGCGAGGCGAAAUCUUUCUUGUUAGCUCUCGUUAAACGAGGCAUGUAGAAGCUCCGCAAGUAAAAAAAAAACACGAGAAGUGUCUUUGCUAGUUAUAUUUUUUUAGAAUUCUUUAAAUUGCGGCAAUUCUUUUUCUUCUACCUGAGAAUUCAGAGGGAAUAUACUGAUAGUUGAAUUUUUUAUUGAAUAUAUUGUAGGAAAUACGUAUGUGCCUAUAUUGUGUCAAGUUUUGAUAUCUUGUACCGUGAAAGUAUGAAGUUCAAACGAUGCAUGAAUAUGCCGCCAAAAUCGAUGCACAAAAUCUAAUAGCAGUCGUUUAUGGCGCAUCUACGUUUUUUUGGGACAAUUAUCCUGUCGUAAUGCAUAUGAAAAAUCAAAUGGAAUAUCUGACCCAUUCGGUGGAAACACUAUGACAAUUAUAUUUGUUUUUCAUUGGAAAAAGAUAACUUUAUGAACCAUCUGUUGUUUUUUUUACAUAUGUUUAAACUAUAUAAAAUCGACAAAUUCUUUCCUGUAAUUUUUCCGCAUUACGAAAUUCAGGAAAAUAGAAUAUAAUCAUGAUAGAUUGCGCUUGAUUUUAAAAUUAUAACAAUGAUUUUUGUUCUGUCCAUAUUAUUUGUGAAGGUGUGAAGAGAACUUGUGGAAUUUUUGAUAGAAAAAUUUUGUUCUAUUUUCAAUAGAUUUUCAAUUAAAUUCAUUGAGGGAGGCAUUUUACUUUUGGAAUUAUGUGAUCAAACAAAAUUGAGGGGUGCCUUUCGCCAAUUUGUUUAUUACCCAAUGACAAUAUAUUUGCGUAAAUAUUCGUAUAUUAAAGAAUAUUGACAACUCUUGAAAACCCACGUUAAAGUUACAACUGUACUUAUUGCAAUUAUUGAUCAAUGGGGGUAGGAUGAAUUAAAGUGUUACUGAAAAGAUGUAAAUACAAUAUGCAGAUAUUGACGCGUGGUCUAACUUAGCAGUUCAGUGAUACUAGCUAUUACAAUAUACAUGAACGAGUAUUACUUUUUGUGUUUUUUUUUGUUCAAUGUUAAGAGAGACGAGGAAAUAUUGAAUUUAUUGUAAUCAGCCAUGUACCAACUUAUGAGCAUGAGAAAAUAAAUCGUUUUAAUGCGAAAA